Messenger RNA from Neltuma alba, 1958 nucleotides. RefSeq names its product 11-beta-hydroxysteroid dehydrogenase-like 4A. Gene Ontology annotation, cellular component: cytosol. Bases 722 to 1660 code for a protein of 312 amino acids. NCBI's taxonomy places the organism in Eukaryota, Viridiplantae, Streptophyta, Magnoliopsida, Fabales, Fabaceae. The transcript is spliced from 6 exons. Gene Ontology annotation, molecular function: oxidoreductase activity. The record is from RefSeq and is a predicted model, not a curated record.
UCAUUUAUUAAAAAAAAAUCUGAACAUAAAUUAUGAUUAACCAACAUAGUUAUAAAAUUUAUGAUGAUCUAAAAUCACAGUUGUUCACUGCUAAUCCCAACAGACACUAUGCCUAUAGGCUGAUGAUUAAGAUUCUAAACAAUUUGUUAAUGAAACCAUUAAUCACUAAGUUUUUUUAUUAAAAAUAUUGAUUACUGUGUUGCUUUUUUCUUCAUUAUAAUUUUACAAUUGAAGAAAUGACAAAGCAGUGUUUGAAUCUAUUUGCAGUGAUAGUUCAUGUUGUGAUACUGAACAUAUGAAUGAGUUACUCAUAUACGAGCAACAAAUUUGGUUAUUGUUCAGAGUCGUCGUGUAACUUUGAUGGAUGUAAUAACGGAUUAUACAAAAAAGAUUAAGAAUUGAUUGUUAGUGGAGUGGUUGAUGACAGUUUUUUGGCAGCAAUUGGUAGUGGAGGGGUUGAUGGCUUCUCAAAAUAUAGACAUUGGAAAUUUCGAAUUCGCAACAUUUUUUUGUUUUGGCCAAUCCCAUUGUUUCCCCAUAGAUUUAUCCGACAGCCACAACACAAAAAAACAACUGUUUUUCAUCCACACAUCCAAGGUUUCUUUUUUAGAUUCGUCAUGGGCUGGUGAAGCCGCCCCAGAUCAACCAGUGCAGCAGAUGAAACAAGAAUUGCUCUAGGCUGUUUGCCAUCCUAACUCUUAGCACUUCAGCGUAAGAAGUAAUGGAUUUGAUUCAUGAGUUGCUGAAUAUAACACUUGUUCCAUCAACUUUCUUCGCCUUGCUUUUGCUUGUCCCUCCCUUUUAUGUGUUCAAGUUCUUAUCUUCACUCUUCAAAAGCUGCAAAAUCCUUGAAUCAAUCGCCGGCAAAGUUGUUCUCAUCACCGGAGCCUCUUCAGGAAUUGGCGAGGAAUUGGCUUACGAGUACGCGAGAAGAGGAGCUCGUUUAGCCCUUGUAGCCAGAAGAGAAGAUCGUCUUCGUUCGGUCCUCGAUAAAGCGCUUCAACUUGGUUCGCCAGAUGCUAUUAUCAUUCCUGCCGAUGUUUCCAAUAUCCAAGACUCUCAGCGUUUUGUUGACAAGACCAUCGACCAUUUUGGCCAAUUGGAUCAUUUGGUGAACAAUGCUGGGAUCAAUCAAACCAAAUUGUUUGAAGAAUUCUCUGAGAUGUUGUCUGAUUUAGCUCCUAUCAUGGACGUAAACUUCUGGGGUUCAGUGUAUGCCACACAUUUUGCAGUUCCACACUUGAGAAAAAGUAAAGGAAAAAUUGUUGUGAUUUCUUCAACAGCAGCAUGGCACCCCACUCCAAGGAUGAGCUUCUACAAUGCAAGUAAAGCAGCAAUGUUAAGCUUCUUUGAGACAUUGAGAGCUGAAUUUGGUGCGGACAUAGGGAUAACUAUAGUGACUCCUGGGCUGAUUAAGUCAGAAAUGGUGGAUGACCAAUAUCUAUCACAGGUUCACCUGAAGACUAUGCCAGUUGAAUCCACAGAAAGGUGUGCAAAGGCCAUAGUGAACAGCACUUGCAGGGGUGACAUGAAUCUGAUUGAGCCAUCUUGGAUGAGAACUGGGGUGUGGUUGAAGUGGUUUCUUCCUGCUGCAGUGGAGUGGUGUUUCCACUUUCAGUUUGUGAAGAUCCCAUCUAAAGCUGCAAAGAAGAAUCACUGAAUGAUUAACUAGCACAAGCAUCAAUGGGAGAUAUGCUAGACAGAUCAGCCGUUUAAUGUUUGUAACUUCAGAACUUAAAUUUGAGUUUUAAUUUUUUGCUUUUGAAUCAAACCUAUAUACACCUGAACAUUUCAUCACGGGAAAAAAAUGAACAAGCAUAAUGCAUAUCAGGUGGUAUUUUGAAAGAAUCAGUAUUAUACAAUGUUGUGCGAUAAAAAAAAUACGUAUAUCAUGUUUUUAUUGAAAAGGUAUGACAAUAUGAAUCUAUAAACUAGAACUGAGAUCACUUCUAUUUGAA